AUGGGACAUGCAAAUUCGAGAUUACCAUAUCCUAUGAACCGCACAAUUCUGGAUAUGGUUGAAGAACAAUUCGCGGAGAAUCACAUUCCCAUUCGCGAAUUCGCCGAAAUUGACUUUCGCAAUUUACGACGAAAAAUCCAACGUCGUGUAUUACGCUAUUUGAGAUCCUCUUUCACACCGGAACAACUGGACGUGAUGAACCAUUCAAAUGACGGCCUAUCUCAAAUCAGUUCCACUCAGUGGGAAACGCUGCACUCAAUCAUUCGCGACAGUGUUCACCAGUUCACGCAAUCCCACACUCGACUCAGAGCCACUGUCAACUUCAGACCAAGAGAUAACCUUCGUUUUGCACGUCCGAACGGUGGAGGCCUACAACCGAUGCUUAAACGUAAGUUUCUGAAUCGGAUGUAG
Messenger RNA from Echinostoma caproni, 411 nucleotides. The record is from the annotation of a GenBank genome assembly. NCBI's taxonomy places the organism in Eukaryota, Metazoa, Platyhelminthes, Trematoda, Plagiorchiida, Echinostomatidae.